Sclerotinia sclerotiorum 1980 UF-70 is the source of this 1215-nucleotide messenger RNA. RefSeq lists its product as hypothetical. NCBI's taxonomy places the organism in Eukaryota, Fungi, Ascomycota, Leotiomycetes, Helotiales, Sclerotiniaceae. The record is from RefSeq and is a predicted model, not a curated record. Gene Ontology annotation, biological process: regulation of intracellular signal transduction; cellular response to L-arginine. The transcript is spliced from 2 exons. Gene Ontology annotation, cellular component: cytosol. Bases 1 to 1215 code for a protein of 404 amino acids.
AUGACUACUUGUCUUGUUCUCAAUCCCUUCACAAUCCUUCACGCCCCCUUCACAGACGGCGAGUUCAGCCUGAUUCACAUACCAUUGCCUCUAUACUCUUUACUACUGCAGCCAAUCUUGAGAGUACUGUUACCAUACAAAGAAGCAGGCUCAUCAGAUGAGAAUGAAGAUGAGGAAAAUAGUCUUAUAUUCGACCAAGAGCAUGGUUUCCUCAAUAUCAGUGUAACUCCAAUUGAAUGCUCAGUUGUCUGUCACAAAUCUUGGGCUGAGACUGUCUUUCAACCAAUUAUCAAUACACUUGCCAGAGAUGAGAACAACAAAGUUCAAAUAUCAACUGAUAGCUACAUUGUUUUCUCUGUUGAUAGUACUGGCACUGAUGCAGGUCAAAGAGUCAUGGAUCUCACUUCACCUCUCGCGAUGGCUGGCGUCCCUAUCUUCUUCAUCACCACUUACUACACUGAUUUCAUCCUCGUCCCAUCCAAAGAUCGUCAUACCGUGGGCCAAACUCUUAUAUCCCGCGGCUUUGAAUUCUCUGAAGAAGAUUCCGCCUACGUUGUUCCAACCCCCUCACAUUCCCGCGGCCCUAGUUCUAACUCCAAUUGCAAUCCUCCUUCCACUCCACCUCCAUCCAAUAUUGCCGAACUCCAAGCCCGCACUUUCAAACAUCUCAAACGUCGCAAUGUGAAGCCUUUCGUACAGCCAGGCUUACGAUUGGUUCAAUGUUCGGGUCGAGACCGUAUGAUUGAAGAACGAGCAAUUUCCAACGGUAACGGCAACGGUGCGCAUACUUCCUCUCCCCUCGAUACAAUGAACACUCGUCUCUACAUGUCAAUCGUUUCGGCACUUAUCCACCAACCUACUUUCCUCUCACUCACCAUCUCUCUCGAAGAAGGCUCUUCUCUCCUCCUUGACAAAGCUCUUCUUCCUCUAUUUGGUUCCUCGAUCCAAGGUGAUACCGAUGGAGAUCUAGUACCAAUUUUUCUUGAUCUAGUUGAUCUACCAUUGGAGAGUACAGGAAUUGUUUGUGGCGUAGCAGGAAAAUUAGUGGAUGAGAUGAGGUCAAAUGAUAAACCCGAGGAAGAAGGUGGUAAUGCUUUUGGACAGGAAUUGUCGUAUUUGAGUACAGCGAGAGCUGGAGCAGUCGUGUUGAGUGGAGAAGGAAGUGAAAGGGCAUUGGAGAUGUUGGGUGGAUUAUUGGAUCAGGAAGGAGAAUGA